AUGGCGCUCCUGGUGACUGAGAAAGACCACCCUCAAUACCCGAAUCGGCUGUCCACCCUGCUCCUCGACAUCUCGGCACUGGUGGUCGUCCAGUUCCUUCAAGGCCUCGACGGCACGAUUGUCACGACCGCGAUCCCCAAGAUCACAAACCGCUUCCAUGCCCUGGGCGAUGUCGGCUGGUACGCCAGUUCGUUCAUGCUGACCUUUUGCUCCUUCCAGCUGAUUUGGGGCAAGCUGUACACCUUCUACACGGUGAAAUGGACAUACCUGGUCGGCCUGUUCCUGUUUGAGCUCGGCUCCUUCAUCUGCGGGAUCGCACCCUCGUCCACGAGCUUCAUCGUCGGCCGUGCGAUUGCCGGGCUGGGUGGCGGAGGCACCGGCGCGGGGUCGCUGCUGCUCGUCACCUAUCUGCUCCCUCCACCGCGCCGGCCAGCUCUCAUUGGGAUCCUGACCGCGAUCUUUGGCUUCGGUGCGGCCGUUGGCCCGUUGCUUGGGGGCGCUUUCACCGACAACGCCACGCUCACCUGGCGAUGGUGCUUUUACAUCAAUCUCCCGCUGGGCGCCCUGGCCGCCACGAUCGUCGUCUUCUGCAUCCCCAGCAACACGCCGCCGGGGCGGAACACCGCCUUCCGCGAGCGCUUGCUGCAGAUGGAUCUGCUGGGCGCCGUGCUGCUGGUGCCCGGGAUGAUCUCGCUCCUGCUUGCGCUGCAGUGGGGGGGUUCCAAGUACCCCUGGAGUGACGGCCGGGUCAUCGCCACACUGGUCGUCGCGGGCGUGCUGGAGACUGGCUUCGUCCUCAGUCAGAUCUGCCGCAAGGAUGAGAGUCGGAUCAUGAUCUCGCCGCGGCUGUUCAAGGAUCCCCGGAUCUGGUCCGCCGUCAUCCUGGGAGCUGCCGCUACGGCCUCAUUCUUCGUCAUGCUGUACAAUCUCCCCAUCUGGUUCCAAGCUAUCAAAGGUGCUUCUGCCGCCUCCUCGGGCGUGAUGAGCCUUCCGAUGACCAUCAGCUUCCUCGUCGCCUCCACACUCGGAGGGACAUUGAGCUCCAGCGACUCGUCUCCGUCCUCAUCUUCGCCGUCCCCGACCCCCAGCCGCGUCCGAGCAAUCCAGCGCCUCUCCCCAACCACGACCAACGCACUCCUCAUGCUCGCCACUCCAAUCCUGCUCUCCACGGGCUCCGGCCUCCUCACCACUCUAACCCCGCACAGCAGCACAGGCCAGUGGAUUGGCUACCAGAUUCUGCUGGGUGCAGGCGGGGGCCUGGGGAUGCAGCUCAGCAUGACGGCCGCGCAGUCCCUUGCCAGCCACGCGGACAUCACCAUGGGGACGACGAUCAUCCUGCUGUGCCAGAACCUGACGGCGACGGUCCUAGCCUCGGUGGCGGCGACGGUGCUCAACUCCCAGCUGGCGGUGCGGUUGCGCGAUGAGGUCCCGGGUCUGCACGGCGAUACGCAGUUGGUUACGGGGCCCGGGGCGACGGGGUUUCGCGACGUGGUUCCGGCCGAGCUGAUCCCGGCGAUCUUGGUGGCGUAUAAUGAAGCGGUAACCAGGACGUUUCUUGUAUCUGUUGGUGUGGCGUGCCUCGGCAUUGGGGCCAUCCUGUGGGUGCCUUUGGGAUGGAGGCGCGCGGCGCGGGCUCAACGGGGUGCCGACGCUUGA
Molecule: messenger RNA, 1656 nt
Organism: Aspergillus aculeatinus CBS 121060
Lineage: Eukaryota; Fungi; Ascomycota; Eurotiomycetes; Eurotiales; Aspergillaceae
Product: MFS general substrate transporter
Exons: 3
Coding region: 1-1656 (551 amino acids)
Biological process (GO): transmembrane transport
Molecular function (GO): transmembrane transporter activity
Source: RefSeq, a predicted model, not a curated record